Messenger RNA from Hydra vulgaris (swiftwater hydra), 1412 nucleotides. RefSeq lists its product as uncharacterized. NCBI's taxonomy places the organism in Eukaryota, Metazoa, Cnidaria, Hydrozoa, Anthoathecata, Hydridae. The record is from RefSeq and is a predicted model, not a curated record.
CUUUCACUUUUCAACAUGGCGUUAGACUUCAAAUUAUGUACUUGUGCAGUUUGCUUGAUAAAUAAAGGUAUCAGAUCAAAAUCUUUAACACCUAUAACACCUUCAGUGCGCGAAAAAAUUCAAGAAUACAUCUGGCCAAACUUCGAUUCUGAUCUUGGAAUUUGUCCUUCUGUAGUUUGUUCCAACUGCAGAAGAAACUUAUUUAGUCUAAACAAAGGGGAGACUGCAUAUCUUUCCAACUGGUUAGAGACUAUAUCAAAGAUAAAUAGAAAUACUAUUAGGAGAACCUCUUCACUGCAAUGUAUCCAGACAGAUGUUGAGCCAGAAUUGAAUUUUUCAAGUGCAAAUAAGAAAAUCUGUGGGCUCUGCUAUUUGAAUCUUGGUAGAGGAAUUUCUCAUGAUUGUUGCAAAAGUAAAGCUGUUAACAAUAUAAUUGAUAUUAGUGAAUCGCUUGGAUAUAAAGGUGCAGAGCAAGUAGCUUCUGGAUUGUUAAAACGUAAAAUGGAACGUGAAAACAUUGUAAGUGGAGAGCAGUUCGUGUUGUCUACUGGUGGAAAUCUUCUCUCUGUUACAGUUGGAGUAAAUGAAAAUAAGUCGAAAAGAAAGAAAGUAAAUCAAGUUUCAUUCCAAACUAUUAUGGAGUUAUCGAAUGUAUUAGAACUCUCUAAGAACAAAACUAAAAAACUGUGUUCUACUUUACGCAGUAAUCUAACUGGUGUAGAAUCAAACAUUAAUAUUAAAAUGACUGAAUUACAGGAUACUCUAGAAACUUUAUAUGAAUGUAAAACUGAAGAAUUCCUUGACGGUGAUGAAAUAGUUGUUAGAGAUAUAGUUUAUGUCAAGAAUACAACUGAAUUUAUCAAAUUUAUAAUUGAUGAAAGAGGUAUUGAUACCCCUAAUGCAAUAGCAAGAAUAUCUAUAGAUGGUGGUCAAAACUUCCUUAAAGUUAUUAUUAAUGUUUUUGAUCCAAAAAAUCAUUAUUCUUCAUCUGAAAUGUAUGAAGAUUCUGGUGUGAAACGUUGUUUUAUCCUUGCGAUUGUGGAGAUGGUUUCAGAGGAUAAUGGCAAUCUCCAAAAAUUAUUGGAACCUUUGAAACUCGAAGAAGUAGAUUUUAGUUUAGCAUUUGAUUUAAAAUGUGCAAACAGUGUUUUUGGACUUUCAAGUCAUUCUGGAAAAUAUGCUUGUCUUUAUUGUGAAGGAAAAAAAAGACUAAAUGUGCAGGAUUUCAAAAAUGUUAUAAAUCCUCGUUUAAUAUACUUAAAAGAAAAUCAACAAUGUGGUGAAGCUGUUCACCACAAAUUUAAAAAAACUUGGGUAAACUAUAAAAGAACUAUAGGUCACAAAAAUUAUGGAAAAAAGCUAAAAUCUGCUGUAGUUAAUUUUAAUUUAAAUAAUCAGUAGCAUUAAUAUAA